Planococcus citri (citrus mealybug) is the source of this 1680-nucleotide messenger RNA. RefSeq names its product speckle-type POZ protein-like. The record is from RefSeq and is a predicted model, not a curated record. The coding region runs from base 512 to 1498 and encodes 328 amino acids. Gene Ontology annotation, biological process: proteasome-mediated ubiquitin-dependent protein catabolic process; regulation of proteolysis. Gene Ontology annotation, molecular function: ubiquitin protein ligase binding. Gene Ontology annotation, cellular component: nucleus; cytoplasm. The transcript has 3 exons. NCBI's taxonomy places the organism in Eukaryota, Metazoa, Arthropoda, Insecta, Hemiptera, Pseudococcidae.
UUAUUUUUUUGUAUGUUUUUACUUUUUGGAGACGUAAAUUUUGCAAUUUUCUAUGAAUUAGUUUAAUUUUAAUUUUGAGGUGAUGCUUAAUUGCGUAUCGCAAGUCGCAAUAAUUAAAUUAUUACGGUAUGCGUUAUAUGUGACUAUUCAAGCUGCUCGUUUUGAUUCAUAAUCUUCAUUGGAACUUCUCAGCUUUGCAACUAGUUGAGGACUGAUGGACAGUAUCUACGGUUUGCCAUUUAAAAAACAUUGAAUCAAAUACAUGUUUCAAGAGAUUGUUUUCGGUGUUUGCGACUUUACGUGUUCCUGCAUUCGUGCUGCAAGAUCUCCGGCUGAAGUCUCGACAGCUUACUAAAUUGUAUUACAUUCCUUCAUCCUUUCCUUGUCAAGUUACCAACAAUCAAAAGGAUUGGUAUUGGAACAGUUAAUUGUUCUGAACGUGUUCUACUUCUAGUGCCUAGUUCCUGCUCCAGUUUCGUUGAGUGUUUUGUUAUUGGAUUAUCUCGCGAACAUGGAAAAUAAAUCGUGUAGUACUGAUGUUCGAGUUGACAAAGUGAAUUUUACCUGGACUAUUAAUAAUUUUUCGUUUCAUCGUAUAAAGGGAGGUUUUUUAAAAUCAUCGGAAUUUUCAUCAGUAUCGAAUGAUGAAUUCGAAUGGUAUUUACGGCUCUGUUUUGAAAACAAUGAAAUUAUGUUAGCACUUUUUUUGAGUAAACGAAGCAAACGUAACAAAGUAUUCGUAAAGUACAGUUUUUCUGUGAGUAAUAAACGGAAGCAACUUGAACAGGUAUAUGACGAUAUUGUAGAAUUCGAGAAAAGUCAUGGCGUAGAAUCCAGUUUAUUCGAUGAAAAGUUCAAGUUUCAAGACUAUUUAAUAAAUGAUAAAUUAAUAAUCACUUGCAAGAUGGAGCUGUCCGAGAUGAAUGACAUCAAAACUUCUAAUCGCCGUAGACCCAAAGUUUCGGAAUGUCAUCUUUCUUCGGAUUUGGGAUUGUUAUGGACUAGCCAAGAGUUCGCUGACGUUAUACUUUCUGUCAAGAAUAAAGACUUUCCAGCUCAUAAAUCCAUUUUAGCCGCCCGAAGCCCAGUUUUCGCAGCCAUGUUUAGACAUAAAAUGACAGAAACUAAAGAAAACCGUGUAGUCAUAAAUGAUAUAAACGAAGAAGUUAUGGGCGAAAUGUUGAAAUACAUGUAUACUGAUAGGUGCGAAAAUAUGGAUAAAUUAGCACUCGAAUUGAUGGUAGCUGCUGAUAAAUAUGCGUUGGAUCAAUUGAGAACAUUGUGCGGUGACGUACUAGGCUGCUCGUUGACUGUUGAAAAUGCUGCGGACGUUUUGCUAAUGUCAGAUUUGCAUCAUGCAAAUUAUCUGAAAAGUGAAGCGAUCAAGUUUAUUGUUUCUAAAUUCGCCGAAGUAUUGAAUACGAAGGCUUGGAAAAAUAUUCUGUUAUCGCAACCGGAGUUGGCGAAUGAAGUUUGCCUGGCUGUAGCUCGUCGAUGAGUAUUGGCCGAAGGAAAUGAUAAGUAUAUACUUCAAAUCGUCUACUAUAUUUCGUUAUUUCGAAUUUUCAAUUUUUUCAAUACUUUUAUAUAUUGUAUUUGGCUAGUGUAAGUCGUUUAUUGUUAUGUAUUUUCAAUACUUAUUCAAAAAAAAAACUACAUAUCCAAUUUACUAACGUUUUU